Populus nigra (black poplar) is the source of this 2095-nucleotide messenger RNA. RefSeq lists its product as uncharacterized. The record is from RefSeq and is a predicted model, not a curated record. Gene Ontology annotation, cellular component: plasma membrane; plasmodesma. The transcript has 9 exons. NCBI's taxonomy places the organism in Eukaryota, Viridiplantae, Streptophyta, Magnoliopsida, Malpighiales, Salicaceae. Bases 155 to 1804 code for a protein of 549 amino acids.
AUUUAUUAUCUACACACGGUCACAACACUGCCUGUCGCUCACCCUCUACUUCUUCUCUCUCUCGGACACGUACAUAAAAACCAACCAUAGCCGACGCCAACGCCAAGAAACACAGAGAAAGAAACUGUAACAGAAAAAAAAAAAAACCCAGACAAUGUCAUGCAAUAACAGAUCAAAUCCGCCAUUGUUUUUUCUCCUGGCCUUUGUUUUCCUUUUCUUUCUCUUCACUUCUUCAACAGCAACUCCCAGUUCCGCAACUUCCCAUUCUCUAUCCCUUUCCAUCUCAGAUGAUGUGGUCGGUGAGAGAGAGAAUGAUGGUGUGCUGGUUUCAUGGAAGGCAAGGAGGCAUCUUGCUGAAGAAGGGAACACAACAUCUUCUUUGAUAUUGGCUGCAAAGAGAACAAGAAGGAGAGACCCUUUAGAGAACUCUAAAUUCUACACUUCUGGUUAUAAUAUCAGCAAUAAACAUUAUUGGGCUUCUGUUGGUCUUACCGCGGCUCCCUUCUUUAUCGUUGCUGCAGUUUGGUUUGUGAUAUUUGGACUGUGCUUGUCCUUUAUCUGCCUCUGCUAUUGCUGUUGUAGAAGAGAACCUUAUGGCUAUUCUCGAGCAUGCUAUGCUCUGUCUCUUAUCUCCCUCAUUUUCUUUACCAUUGCUGCAAUUGCAGGAUGUGGUGUUCUGUAUGCUGGUCAAGGGAAGUUUCACAGGAUUACAACAGACACAUUGGAGUAUGUAGUUAAUCAGGCAGAUGUUACUGCUGAAAACCUCAGGAAUGUGUCAGAUUAUCUGGCUGCGGCUAAGAAUGCUGGUGUAUUGUCAGUUUUUCUGCCAACCAGUGUCCGAAAUGACAUUGAUAGCAUUCAAACAAAAAUCAACUCCUCUGGUGCUACUCUUUCCAGUACUACACAGAAGAAUUCGCAAGGCAUACAAGAUGUUUUGGAUACCAUAAGAUUGAUCCUGAUUAUCCUUGCUGCUGUAAUGCUUGCUCUGGCAUUUCUUGGAUUUGUAUUCUCCAUUUUCGGGAUGCAGUGUCUUGUUUACUUCCUGGUGAUCCUUGGCUGGAUUCUUGUCACGUGCACAUUUGUUUUGUGUGGUGUAUUCCUUCUCCUCCACAACGUGGUUGCCGAUACUUGUAUUUCUAUGGAUGAGUGGGUUCAGAACCCCACUGCCAAAACAGCUCUGGAUGAUAUAAUCCCUUGUGUGGACAACGCAACUGCUCAAGAAACCUUGAGGCAGACAAAGGAGACAACUUACCAACUUGUCAGCGUUGUUGAUAACAUCAUCAACACUGUCUCCAACAAAAAUAUCCCACCCCAAGCGGGAAAUCUAUAUUACAAUCAAUCUGGUCCGCUAAUGCCUGUACUUUGCAACCCAUACAAAUCUGAUUAUACAGAUCGGCAAUGCGCUGCUGGUGAAGUGGACUUAAGCAAUGCUACCCAGGUGUGGAAGAAAUAUACCUGUCAGGUAUCAUCUGGGAUUUGUACUACGCCUGGUCGGCUUACUCCUAGCUUGUACAACCAGAUGGAAUCUGCAGUAAACCUAAGUUAUGGGUUGAAUCGUUAUGGUCCAUUCUUGGUUAACCUGGAAGACUGCACUUUUGUGCGAGAAACAUUCACCCAGAUCAACCAUUCUUAUUGUCCCGGUUUGCGGCGAUACACGCAAUGGAUAUACGUUGGGCUAGUAAUUGUAUCUGCUGCUGUAAUGCUGUCCCUGAUCUUCUGGGUAAUUUAUGCAAGAGAGAGAAGGCAUCGUGUAUAUACCAAGCAGUUCGUGUCUACCUCGGAAGGCCCUGGCAAGGCAUCAUGAGAUGCCAUCUAGUUAACAAGGUUGCUAAUUAGAUCUUGUGCAUAUCUUGGAUCGCUUGCUGUCCAAUAUUUUUGUACAUUAUGCUAUCAUCCAUAGGCUGGCUGCAGUAUUGUUAGUGUGUUACCAAGCACGGCUCUUUUCAUAGGACUCGCUCUGAGACCAAAAUGGUGACUGCUGCUUUGCCACCUGUAAGAAAAGGGUUAUGAUUUCUUGGCUUUUUGCUUAUAUGAUCUAAAUAUGGUUUCUCUAAUGGAGCCUGCUUCUUGUAUAGCAAGCAGAUGUAUUUGAGUA